This is a messenger RNA of Pseudozyma hubeiensis SY62, 357 nucleotides long. Its product is annotated as potential ADP-ribosylation factor. The transcript has a single exon. The record is from RefSeq and is a predicted model, not a curated record. Gene Ontology annotation, cellular component: trans-Golgi network; cytoplasm. Gene Ontology annotation, biological process: vesicle-mediated transport; intracellular protein transport; protein localization to Golgi membrane. Bases 1 to 357 code for a protein of 118 amino acids. Lineage: Eukaryota; Fungi; Basidiomycota; Ustilaginomycetes; Ustilaginales; Ustilaginaceae. Gene Ontology annotation, molecular function: GTPase activity; GTP binding.
AUGCUGUGGGACGUCGGCGGUCAAACGUCACUCCGCACCUCCUGGUCCUCCUACCUCUCCUCCACCGAUGCCGUCAUCUUUGUUUUGGAUAGCAACGACCGCGAACGCGUCCACCUCGCACGCGAAGAACUCCACCGCAUCGCGCAGGACGAACAGGUCACCAAAGCUCCCAUACUGCUGUGGGCGAACAAGCAGGAUAUUAAAGGAGCUAUGACGCCGGCGGAGAUCUCGGAGAGUCUGGCCUUGACGGUGUUCAGGGAGAGGACGUGGCAGAUCUUUGGGUGCUCGGCGUUGACGGGCAAAGGGUUGACCGAGGGGUUGGAUUGGUUGGCGAGUACUUUGGGCGCCAAAGGUUAG